Molecule: messenger RNA, 2332 nt
Organism: Stegastes partitus (bicolor damselfish)
Lineage: Eukaryota; Metazoa; Chordata; Actinopteri; Pomacentridae
Gene: ssbp1
Product: single-stranded DNA binding protein 1
Exons: 7
Coding region: 334-777 (147 amino acids)
Biological process (GO): mitochondrial DNA replication; positive regulation of helicase activity
Cellular component (GO): mitochondrial nucleoid
Molecular function (GO): single-stranded DNA binding
Source: RefSeq, a predicted model, not a curated record
CAUGAGCCUCCUGUCUCCUCUCGGUGCUACAUUUGGACUCUGUUCCUACGGACUCGUUGCUGUCCAGCUGCCGUCCAGCUGCUUCAGUCUUUAAACCAGAAUCCUUCCAGAGAAACGAUCGUUUUGAGGAGUUAUUUCGUGUCUGUCCAGUGGCGGGAGACUCCUGAAGCCUCAGAGCUGCUGCCUUUAACCGGAGCUCUGACUUUGAGUCCAUGCUGACAGGAUUCUUCUUCUGUAAUCUCACCAGAGUCCGUUCAGAAAACGGUCAGUCUGGUUAAGUCCUCAGCUGCUGUGUUUGUCUUCACUCGGAGUUGUCUGUGGAGCACAGAAAAGAUGUUGAGAAGUGCCUCAGCACAGAUCAUCAGGCAGGUGGUGAGAUACAGGAGCACUGAUGCCAGCCUCAUCCUGGAAAGAUCCAUAAACCGCGUUCAGCUGUUGGGUCGGGUUGGUCAGGACCCGGUGAUGAGACAAGUGGAAGGUCGAAACCCCGUUACCAUCUUCUCAUUAGCGACCAAUGAGAUGUGGCGCUCUGGAGAGGGAGAGAUGAGCUCACCAGGAGACAUCAGUCAGAAGACGACGUGGCAUCGUGUCUCCGUGUUCAAACCUGGCCUCAGAGACGUGGCCUACCAGCACGUCAAGAAAGGGUCGAGGAUUCUCGUGGAGGGAAAACUGGACUAUGGGGAGUACGUGGACAAGAACCAAGUCAGACGUCAGGCCACCACCAUCAUCGCAGACAACAUCGUCUUCCUGAGCGACAACAUUAGAGACAGAACCUGAAGGAUUUUCCUCUUCAUCCAACAUCUACGCAACUUCUUUUUGUAUUUUCUUGUUUAUAAAAAUAUAAGACUGAAGGACACCAAGUACAGGAACUGAACUGUUCUGAUCUGCCAGAAGGGGGCGAGAAUAAACUGACUCACUGAUCAUGUUUGACUAUGGCGCCUCCUGCUGGUGGAAGAGAAGACUUUGAGGCUUCAGGAGGAGCAGAAACAACCAUCUCCUGUAGUAAAUACACGCUUACUGAUUACGAGUCUGAUUGUGCUCUUUGCACAUAGUAGUCACAAAUAUAUAUAGAAAAACCCUUCAUGUGUGAAAAUAAUGUUGCCAGCAGGAGUUUAAGGGAUGAAAAUACAGUGAAACAUUUUUGGUAAUUUUGCCCACUUGCCUCAAAAAGCUUCUUAUACACCAUAACUCUGAGUUUGUGACUCAGUGCAAAGUUUUGAAAAGUUGUAGCUCUGUUGAGAGCAGCUAUUACUCAUGUUGGAAACCGUUUUAGUUUCAUUGUGUCAGUUAAGAAGAAGUGCUGCAUCGUGAGCAAGAUAAAUUCACCCUGUGGCCCUCCCACCCCUCGCAUCGUCCACCAUUUCCUUAUUGCAGCUUCCCCUGGUGUUUUAUUUGAAAGUAAAAUAGCUGCAAAACCUGAGCAAAAUUGCCUCUUUCAAAUGGUUCCUGCCCCUUUAAUCUUAGGGAUUAAGUAUUCUUUCAUGGGUUAAAACUACCUCCUUUUCCUUAAUCUAAAUAAACCUAAAGCUAAAUCUGAAAAGUGUUUUCAGAAGCUCUAAACAAGAAUGCUCUUAUUUGCUGGUGAGGUUUUGUUUUGCAGAUAGCCCAGUAACAUGAGUUCUGAUUUUACACAGAAAACCAGAAUCUUUCUAAAACUUGACACCUUUAGAGAAACCAGAGGACAGCUGAUCAUUAUGUCUUUGAUUUUAAUGGAGCUGAUUCCUUUGUCAUACUCAAGCAAAAAGCAGGUUAGUGUGAGAACUCAAUGGGAUAAAUGAAACAUCAGUUGCUAGCAGUGUGCUUUUUUUUUUUUUUGGCCACUCAGCUCGAAUCUAAAUCACUAUUGUACAAUAAAGUACUACUCUGUCAUGUGACCACAGUUUGGCCCUUGUGAACCUUGAGAUAUCUCGUUGUUUCAGCUUGUGUCAUGUCCAGAUGUGACUUGACUUGAUGCCAAAUGUCAGCUGCCCAUGCAAAUGUCUCAUGAUUAACGGUUCAGUUGGACAGAAAAGUGCAGGUCACUGAAGCACUUAAAGGUAAACAAAGAAAAAAAAAGAGGUCAGUGUGCAAAUUUAGAACAUUUUUACCCCGUUGCAUUUUGUUUUCCUGUCUGAACGCCUGAGUUGUGCACUGUUCUCACUGCGUGGUGUACUGAUAAUGGCAGGUUGGUUCAUGUUGUCUGUUUUCUGCUCUGUCACUCUUCUGUCAGUUUCUAUCACACUCAUCUGUUUUUGUUUCCUGUCUGACAGUGACUGGUUGCUUUCAGUUAACCACUGUCGCCUAAUGUCUCUGUAAUGGUUGCUUCAAUAGACUUUUUUUUUCCAGAACAUGA